AUGAUUUUUCGUCCCAUGGAGCGGUGGGGUGGGAUGGGAUGUAAUUGUCCCAUUCUACGCGGAGCUCGGAUAGGUGUCAUUGAUUUCAUUGAAGAUGCUGAUAAAUCAGCAGCAAAUAUUUAUGAAAUUCUCAAGGCUACGAUUAAAAAAGCUGGUUUACAUUUAGAAGGUCUUACGUUCAUUGGAGCAGACAAUACCAACGUUAACAUGGGUAAUAAUUACAAUGUCUACUCAUUACUUCAUGAUAUUGAAAAUCUCAUAAAAGAUAAAAAUCAUUGGCCACCGAACAGUCCAGAUUUAAAUCCACUGAACUAUUGCAUCUGGGAUGAAUUUGCGCAAUGUGUUAGCUGGGAGAAAGUAACAUCGAAACCUACACUAGUUGAUGAAUUAAAACGAGCAGUCAAAAAAAUUCGACAGGAUGUUGUCUUACAAAGUUGUUCAUCUUGGACUGUUCGUUUACGAUGUGUUUUAGAAAAUGAUGGACGUUGUUUAAAAAAAUAA
Molecule: messenger RNA, 501 nt
Organism: Rotaria sp. Silwood1
Lineage: Eukaryota; Metazoa; Rotifera; Eurotatoria; Philodinida; Philodinidae
Source: the annotation of a GenBank genome assembly